Messenger RNA from Cynocephalus volans (Philippine flying lemur), 741 nucleotides. It is a transcript of the gene SPATA9, whose product is annotated as spermatogenesis associated 9. The record is from RefSeq and is a predicted model, not a curated record. Lineage: Eukaryota; Metazoa; Chordata; Mammalia; Dermoptera; Cynocephalidae. The coding region runs from base 1 to 741 and encodes 246 amino acids. The transcript is spliced from 5 exons.
AUGCCAAUCAAACCUAUUGGGUGGAUAUGUGGGCAGGUGUUGAAGAGCUUUUCUGGAAGAAUUGAGGGGAUCCAGAAAGCAAUCAUGGACCUCGUAGAUGAGUUUAAAGAUGAAUUCCCUACCAUCCUAAGAUUAUCACAGUCUAAUCAGAAAAGAGAAUCCGUGCAGAAAACAUCUAAAGUCCGAAUGGCUAUUGCUUUAGCCAAGAUCAAUCGGGGAACAUUAAUUCAAGGAUUAAACAGCAUAUCCAGAUCCUCCAAAUCAGUGGCCAAACUAAUGCAGCCUCAGCUUGUAUGUAGACUUUUGGAGUUAAGGGACAUAUCUCAUCGUCUACUGAGGGAAGUUAAUGAACCAAGACAACCCCUAUAUAACAUGCAGGCCAGAAAGGGUUCUUUGUUUGAAAUCAUUUCCUUUCCAGCAAAGACUGCUUUAACUAGCAUAAUGUAUGCUUCAUAUGCAGUGCUAAUUUAUUUGGCAGUCUGUGUUAAUGCUGUGCUGGAGAAGAUAAAGAACAUUUUCCAAGAAGAAGAAUCCAUAAGACAAAACAUAGAAGACAGUAAAAAUUUUAGAAAAGCCUUUUCUGAGCCCAUGCUUUUGGAGCCUAUAUUUCCUGAAGAUGAAAUCAAAGCAAAACCUUACAGGUCAUUGCCAGAGAAGCCAGACAAUAUUUCACAUCACCCCAAGAUUUCUGCUAAUAAGCAGAGUAACAAGAUCCAGGUUUUACAUUCUGUGUUUGACUAA